Messenger RNA from Durotheca rogersii, 1983 nucleotides. RefSeq lists its product as uncharacterized. Gene Ontology annotation, cellular component: mitochondrion. The record is from RefSeq and is a predicted model, not a curated record. The coding region runs from base 150 to 1838 and encodes 562 amino acids. The transcript has a single exon. Lineage: Eukaryota; Fungi; Ascomycota; Sordariomycetes; Xylariales; Xylariaceae.
GAAAAAACGCAGAUUUUCGCAUCUCGCAUCUCGCAUCUCGAACCGCUUCUCGUCAGACGUACUUGCAAGUCUGACCACGUCUCGCAAGCCGCACAUGGUACACGCAAAAGGCAUAUCGGUUCCUGGAGGCUCAGAUUUUUCCCUUCACAAUGCCCUCCACCUUGGUCCCUUUCCUCUAUCGCACGAGGACGAUCCUCCGAGCGAAUCCGCGAACCGUUACCCUGUUCGCGCGCUCGUUUCAUGGCACUCACAGGCGACUUGACGGGCCGUAUAAUAUCCCGUUCGUCAAGGAGGUCGGUGAGGGCCAAGAUUCGUCGGAACCGGGUUCUCGUAGCACUAUCACUCUCGCUGAGAGACAAGUCUUUGAGCGCAUCUUCGCCGACAUUAGGGCCCGAGGCCUCAAGCCCGCCACGCACGAUAGCGAUCACCCGCAGCCAUCGUCCCCCGCUGCCCGCUCUGCUAUGCUCAUCAUGCAGCAGGCGGCUUACGAUGCCGGCCAAUCGCGUUCGGCUACCGUCGCCCCCCCAGCGCUUCUAGCCGGGGCCGCCAAGGAUCGCAACAAAGCCCUGUUGAGAUUCCCGCCUCCCCUGCGCGCCGCCGCUCAGAGGGCCCUUGACAGCAUCACACACUCGACAUCGGCGUCACCGCUAGACGAAAACGUCGCAUACGAUGAAGAGUCUAUCAAGGCCGAGGAAGAUGAGGACUGGCAAACCCCCGCCCACACCUUUGGUCGCACCGUUGAGCUGGAGGCGAAGCGCUACCCGGAACGUUCGCGAGUUGAGGGCUUGAUUAUGGCCGCGAAGUCAGACCUGGAGCUGUGGGACGUCCUCGUGAACGAGGUCUUUUCGAUUCCUCCUAGGCUCGACCUUGGCAAGACCGACGCCGAUAUUAAGGAGGAAAAGAAAAGGAAAAAGAAGGCGGAGAGAGCCGCUCGUAAAAAGAUGCUUGCUGAGGGGCCAGUUGAGAAGGAGGUAGUUAAGGAGGAGGUAGUUAAGGAGGAUUUCUACCCUGAAGAGGGCACACCCGAUCCUUUCAACUUAAGCGCCGAGUUUUCUACCACUCCUCGUGGCGAUGCCCAAAACCCCGACGCUGCUAGUGUCGCUGAUACUACUCGUGACGCCGAUGCUUCCGGCACUACCGCUACCACUACUUCCGACACUACCGCUACCACUGCUUCCGACACUACCGCUACCACUGCUUCCGACACUACCGCUACCACUACUUCCGACACUGCCGCUGCCGCUGCCUCCGACACUGCCGCUGCCGCUGCCUCCGACACUGCCGCUGCCGCUGCCUCCGACACUACCGCUACCGCUGCUGAUGAAAGCGAGGCCCCCCAGCCAGAGAUAGAGGACGAAGUACAGAACCAAAAAAUAAGCCUCUAUGUAUACGGGCCACUGUAUCCAGCCUACCUUCUCCUCGGGCUCCGACGUCUUGACACCGCCUUCCGUGUGCCGUCGCCCCUAGCCUUUUCUGUCUUGCCCCGUGUCAAGGAUCUAGGACUCGAGUCUUACGUUCUCGGUGUAUCUACGCCGUUCUACAACGAGCUGUUGCAGAUCCACUGGAACCGGCGCGGCGACCUGCCCGGAGUUUUGGAUCUGCUGGAAGAGAUGCGCCGUUGCGGGAUCUACUUUGACGAACAAACUGCCUCGAUCCUGAACCAGAUCGAUAACGAUAUAUCGAGUCUGGGCGAGAAGGGUUGGAAGAAUAAGGCCUCUUUCAUAGGGGCUCUCGCGAAGACGCCCGAGUUAGACGAUAUGAUGCAGGGGCGCAUUAGGCAUUGGCAUAGGGCGGUCGAUCUGUCCAUCAAGGAAAAGCUCCAAGAUCUCGGAGUAUGAGCCCAAGCAGGGAAGCCGAUCUAGCUCUUAUGUCACAGGCUGGCCAGAGGCCUCGUGAACCACGGGAUCAAUGUAUACCCGUCAUGAGGCGAAAUAAACGGAUACCCCAAUCCUAUGUACUAUUAUAUACACGACCACGUUAUUG